This is a messenger RNA of Striga asiatica, 1610 nucleotides long. The record is from the annotation of a GenBank genome assembly. Lineage: Eukaryota; Viridiplantae; Streptophyta; Magnoliopsida; Lamiales; Orobanchaceae.
AUGCACCCCAAACAAUACUCUAAAAACCAAAAUUGUGAGAUGAUCACAUUACAUCUCCAUAACCUUCUCAUGUCAUCUCCAUANGACCACUUCCGAUGCCCGAUCUCGAUGGAGCUCAUGCGGGACCCGGUCACGAUCUCGACAGGCGUAACAUACGACCGUAAAAACAUCGAGAAGUGGUUUCACGACUACCGUAAAAAAACCUGCCCGGCCACAAUGCUGCCCAUCCAAACACCCGAAACCACCCCCAACCAUACCCUCCGCCGCCUCAUCGACACGUGGCUCGCCACACGUGCAUCCUCCUCUCGUGGCCCCGAGCUGGCCCAAAUCCUCGAUGGGCUCUGCUCGAGCCCAUUCAGGGUGAGCUGGCUUCAGAAGCUGAGGUCAGCACUCGUGUCGUCAUCGUCGGGCAGCGAUGACGUCAUCGCGCGUGAGUUCGUGCGGUCUGGCGGUGUCGGGAUUCUCGCCGGGAUAAUUGGGCAGGCGUUCGAGGGCUGCGAUUUCUCGACUCUAAGGGCUUGCGAGGAGGCACUCGGGGUGCUCCACGUGGUCCCGUUCGAUGACGUGGACGAAGGUGGUGAUGACGUGGCGGGCCCCGACUUCAUGGGCAGUUUGGCGGUUGUGCUGAGGAGGGGUAGUUCGGAGUCGAGGUUUUGGGCAAUUUCGAUACUUUUAAGGAUGUGGUCGGAUGAUAAUAACGGGCCGCGGUGGGCCCACAUGGCGCGCCAACAAGGCGAUGUCGAUGUCGACUUUUUUAAGUCGUUGUUAGAGAUGGCUUCGGACGAGGUGUGUAGUCGAGCCAGCUCGUGCGCUUUGCAACUUCUAGUUCGGAUCCUACAAGCUUCCAAGAAAUCCAGAUUAAAAGCCAUCGAGGCGGGGGCCAUGUGUUCGUUAGUCGAGCUCUUGCCAGAGUCGAGCAGGUCGAGAUGCGAAAAGAUCCUAGAGCUGAUAAAGUUGAUGUGCGAGUGUGCGGACGGGCGGCUGGCGUUGAUUGAGCACGAUUUGGGAUUAGCAGCAGUGUGCAAGAAGAUGGGUGACGUGUCGCAUUGGGUCACACGGGUCGCGGUUAAGAUAUUGUGGCUCGUCUCGAGUUUCCACCCGAUGGAGCGCGUUUUGGAGGAGAUGCUCGUCUGUGGGGCGGUUCGGAAAAUGCUGGCCCUGCUGCAGGCGGCAGGUGGCGGCGGCGGGAGGACGAAGGAGAGGGUGGUGGGGAUACUAAGGAUGCACGCCGGAGCUUGGCGGCGGUACCCUUGUUUUCCGGCGGUGGAGUUGAGGGGUUAUUUGGGGUUAGGGAUUGAUUCUUGCUAAUGUUAUAUUGUUUUUUUCUUUUUUUUUUUGGAGGGGUUUGAAAGGUGAUUAAUUUGUUAUAUGUUUUGUGAUGAUAUUAAUUAUACUUGGAUUUGAUUUUAUUUUAUGGAGCAAGAAUGUUGAAGUUGAGUUUGACACAUCUUUGGUUGGUUAUGGCUCUAGCUUGAAUUUAUUUAAAGUUCGUUUAGUUAAAGAGUCUAAUCAAUACAGCUCAACUCGUUAAGACUUGAAAAUAGAAUUAUUUUUUUUAUGUAAUUUUUUAUCGACUGGCUUAUUAAAAGUAAGAAACGAGUUGAAUUCGA